CAAAUUAUGCAACGCAAAGGAGGAAAGCCACCGCAUUCUCUUACUAAAUACUUUUAUAUUAUUCCUAAUGAAUGGGCAAAUAAAAGUAAUCAAAAAUGUAUUUGUCGAGCAUGUAUGGAUGCUGUAGGAAGAGAUUUUGCCCUACAAGAUGAUAGUAUGAAAAUAACAAAUACAAAACGUUAUUGUGCUAAUCAUCUCAGAGAUUGUUCAUACUUUGCCACGAAGUAUUCACCUGAACAAAUACAGCUUAUUCUUGGUUCAGUCACACCUUCAACACCAAACAAGCGACAAUCUACAUUAUCGCAAUAUAUUGGUCACCCACUUCAUGCUUUUAAAAUUCCCAAAUUCGAACGUCUCAUACUUCGAGCAACUGUUUCAGUUAGAGUUGCAUUUCGAUGGAUUGAAAAUCCUGAAGUUAGGGAAUUAUUCCACUUUAUUUCUCUACAUUUAAAACUACCUGACCAAAAAUCACUUAGUAAUCGUAUACUAACAAGUGCAACUAAUGAAGUCCAAACAACUAUUAAAGAGCUUGCCUAUGACACUGCUUCGGAUAAUGAUUUAAAACUUCCAGCUGAUAUCAAAGUUACUAUUAAUCGUGAUUCUUUUUGGGAUUCUCUUACAACAUUGCAUAAGAUACUUCAUCCUUUUUGUGGAGCUCUUGAUCUUAUGCAACGUAAUAAAGCCCAUCUUCAUAAUGAAGAAUUAUUGAUUGAUAAAGAGUUUGAAGAAGACCCAGAUGAUCUUGAUAAUGCUGAUAUGGAUUUUCUUGAUUUAGAAAUCUAUCCUGCUGAAAAUCAAGCUGCAAAGUGGAAAUUACAUGAUUUAUUUUUAUCCGAUUUACCUUUUCCCUUUGAAUGA
Messenger RNA from Dentiscutata heterogama, 858 nucleotides. The record is from the annotation of a GenBank genome assembly. NCBI's taxonomy places the organism in Eukaryota, Fungi, Glomeromycota, Glomeromycetes, Diversisporales, Gigasporaceae.